AUGGAGCCACCUCCUCUCACUCAGUCUCUCUUUACCUCUCUGUCUCUCUGUAUGUGUACCCAUCAGAGUUCCCACUUCGAUCGAUUAAGCAUCGAUGAUUUCAAGGUAGAAAACGAGGUCCGACACGACUUCCCGUGCCUGUAUUGCUAUGAGGACUUCGACAUCGUGUCCUUGUGCUCCCAUCUUGAAGACGAGCACUCAUGCGAAUCUAAAACCACCGUUUGUCUCAUUUGCUCCGUUAAAGUUGCACGAGGCAUGUUAGGUCAUAUAACAAUGCAGCACGGACACUUGUUUAAGUUGCAGAGACAUCGCAGAUUGCAUAGAGUUGCUGUUCCUAAUAGUCAGGCGCUGUCUCUCCUUGGCUGUGAUCUUCACGAGGCUCAUCUCCAGCUUCUAGGGAGCGGUGGAUAUCGAUCAGAAAAUGCCAACGUGUCUAAUGCAGCAGCCACCGAUCUCCACACUAUCAUGUCCUCCUCGUCACCCUCCAUGCCCGUACAGCCGCCGCAUGUGGCUCCCUCAUCCGCUUCAAAAAUCAAGAAGGAGCUUUACCUCGCUCUGUGA
Malus domestica (apple) is the source of this 561-nucleotide messenger RNA. The record is from RefSeq and is a predicted model, not a curated record. NCBI's taxonomy places the organism in Eukaryota, Viridiplantae, Streptophyta, Magnoliopsida, Rosales, Rosaceae.